Epinephelus moara (kelp grouper) is the source of this 2136-nucleotide messenger RNA. RefSeq names its product GRB2 related adaptor protein a (gene grapa). The record is from RefSeq and is a predicted model, not a curated record. Gene Ontology annotation, molecular function: protein binding. Lineage: Eukaryota; Metazoa; Chordata; Actinopteri; Perciformes; Serranidae. Bases 307 to 957 code for a protein of 216 amino acids. The transcript is spliced from 5 exons.
AGCCAGUCGUGUUUUUCCCCUCGCCGAGCUCACUCUCUCUCAUCCUCUGCUCUGACUCUCUCGCGUGCUCUGUGGCUCAGCAGACAGACGAGACCUCUCCUCUCUUGCGCCUCUUCUUUUCUCUCACCUCGUCUUGUCUGUUGUUUCAUUGAAUCCUCUUCCUUUAUCUUUUUUUUUAAUUAUUUGUUUUUAUUUCUCUUUCUCCCCCCUUCGCCCUGUGCCAGGGGCAUUAGUGGGGGUCCCAGAGAGAAAGAGAGUGUGUGUGUGUGUGUGUGAGUGAGUGUGUGUGUGUUGGGAGGUUUCGGCAUGGAAGCAGUGGCACUUUAUACGUUUCGUGCCACAGAGGGGGAUGAACUCAGUUUCAACAAGGGAGACUUGCUCAAGAUCACCAACAUGGAGGAUGAUCCUAACUGGUACACAGCUGAGCUCCACAACAGAAAAGGCUUUGUGCCCAAAAACUACAUCAACCUGCGGCCACACGCCUGGUUUGCCGGUCGUAUAUCUCGCGGUGUGGCAGAAAGUCGACUCAGACACAGGGAGUGUGGGGCGUUUCUGGUCAGAGAGAGUGAGAGCGCACCUGGAGAGUUCUCCAUGUCCGUCAGUUAUGGGGACCAUGUUCAGCAUUUCAAGGUGCUGCAGGAUCGCUGCUGUCAGUACUACGUGUGGGACGAGCUCUUCUCCUCUCUGAAUGAGCUGGUGGAGUUCUACCAUAGCAACAGCAUCGCUAAGGAGAGGACCGUCUUUCUGAGAGACCCCGAGCACUUCGCCAGGCGUCCUCAUCACGCCCACGCUCUCUUCGACUUCACCCCCCACCACCCAUCCCAGCUACGCUUCCUGCGUGGCGACGUCAUUGAACUCAUUGACUGCUCCGAUUCGCUGCGCUGGAGGGGCCGUUGCCAUGGACAUGUGGGCUACUUCCCCCCUGAGUACGUCCAGCCCAUUUACCACUGCCAGUGACCUGGCACGUCAAACACAGAGCCAUUCCUACAGGUUCAUCGAUGAGCUGUCUUGACCCCACCCUUCACACUGCUCCCCUGCGCUGCACCUGCCCAUUCACUUUUGGAGAACUGACGAGCCGCAACUGAAUGCCUCGUUAUGUAACUGCCUCCUCCCAUUUCCCCUGUGAUAACCCCACCUGUCAAUCACAAGCCUCGCCCAAUCCGCUGCUACAGGCUCAUCAAUGGCUUCCACCUGAUCUCAUAACUCCACUUAUUCUUUCAUUAUGUAAUAAAAAAAUGAAGAUAUGGACCUAUACACUGUGGAGAACUCAUACAUACAUACACACACACACACACACACACACACACACACACACACACACACACACACACAGACUGACAAACCCACUCACACAGCCCCAGGCAUAAUCAUUUAUUAGAGCUUAUCAGCACUGGUGCAGGCUAAAUAAAAGCAACACACACACCUGAUGAAAAAAGGAAGGAGUGUGUGAGACCCAUGGGAGGCUGUGGAGGAAGGGCGAGGUUUUCUCCGCUGAAGAUGAGUCAGGAUUUGCUCCAGUACUUUGCUGCCGUUCCCACGAAGAGAUCCGGUGAGCUUAGCAGAGAGACACAGAGAGUCAUUGUGAAUAUUUGGGGCAGACACUCCGAGGAUACUGACACAGCAGAUUCCUCUCUCGCUGGGCGGGUGUGUGUGUGUGUGUGUCUGCGGAGGAGUUUGUGGGUCUGAACAAAUGUAACUGCAAACUUUAUGUAUGUGUCUGUUUAUUGUGUGCUAAGGGAAAGUGAAUGAGUGUGUGUAUGUGUGUGUAUAUAUGUGUGUGUGCUCUGUGGACCAGUACAGGAGGUUACUGUGUGUAAGUGACCAGUGAGAUAAACACUGCCCAGACGACACUUUGUUUUAAAGCACACCGCUUGAAAUGUAAUUUGCUCAACUCAAUUUAGGAACCGUUUGUUUGUUUGUUUGUUUCCAUGUAUUUAUUCUUAUUCAUGUGUAAUCUUAGAAUACAUACAGUAUAUUACGAGUAAUAAAAAACAUUGUAUAAAGGUUUUUGUUUCUGUUGCAACGAAUAGUUUAAGAUGCCACAUUUUAUGUGAUGAACAGUGAGAAGUUGGACCGGUCUUCCUUAACAUGUAAUGACAAAUCAUUUAAAUAAAGUGAUACAUUUACCUCUUUGAA